AAGGGUUUUAUGGGUGUUGAUCAGCUCAAGCAGCUCUACAGAGAUAAGUUCUUUGGAAAAUCCAAGGAGAAGAUGGUUGAGUUCUUGCAAAGCUCAGUUGGAAUCAUUCACAGAAACCAUGCUGAGAGUAUCACCACAUUUAUCAAAAAGAGCGUGGAUGAAGAGUUGAAAGAGAAGAACUUAGAUUCUGAUGUGAAGUCAGCACAAAAGAAACGACUUACUUUCUGUGUUGAGGGAAACAUUAGUGUUGGAAAAACAACCUUUCUGCAGAGAAUAGCUAAUGAGACACUUGAAUUGCAAGAUCUUGUUGAAAUAGUUCCCGAGCCUAUUGACAAGUGGCAGGAUAUUGGACCAGAUCACUUUAACAUAUUAGAUGCAUUCUAUGCGGAGCCACAAAGAUAUGCUUACACAUUUCAGAACUAUGUUUUCGUUACUAGAGUUAUGCAGGAGAGAGAAUCAUCUGGUGGUAUCAGGCCCCUCAGGUUGAUGGAGAGAAGUGUUUUCAGUGACAGGAUGGUCUUUGUAAGAGCUGUUCAUGAAGCAAACUGGAUGAAUGAGAUGGAGAUCAGCAUUUAUGACUCAUGGUUUGACCCAGUUGUUUCAACGUUGCCUGGACUGAUUCCUGAUGGCUUUAUUUACCUUAGAGCAAGCCCUGAUACAUGUCACAAGAGAAUGAUGUUGCGUAAGAGAGAAGAGGAAGGUGGAGUUUCCUUGGAAUAUCUGCGAGACUUGCAUGAAAAGCAUGAAAGCUGGCUUUUCCCAUUUGAAAGUGGAAAUCAUGGGGUAUUGUCUGUUAGUCAGCUACCCCUAAACUUCGAUAAAUCCGUACCCCCAGAAAUAAGGGACCGUGUUUUUUAUCUGGAGGGCAAUCACAUGCACCCAAGUAUUCAGAAGGUUCCUGCUUUGGUUCUUGACUGCGAGCCUAACAUUGACUUUAACAGAGAUGUUGAAGCAAAGAGGGAGUAUGCUCGCCAAGUUGCUGAUUUCUUCGAAUUCGUAAAGAAAAAGAAAGAAGAUACGCCAGAAGCUGGAGAAGAACUACCAAAGGGUAAUCAAGCACCGUUUUUGCUGCCUCAAAAUGGAGGUUUGUGGGUACCUGAUGGCAAGUUCUCAGAGUCGGCACUAAAAUCCUUGGAUUUCAGACGAAACAUGUCAUUCAUGUCUCACUAGCGCACACAGCUCGUACUUGCAAAAUCCAGAUGUUGCUGAACGGAAUGUGUUUAUUUUCUCCUUGUAAAAAUGUGUUUGACUACUCAAGUAUCUAACCCGCAGUAGUGUUGGAGUAGGUUGUAUGUGGAUGUUGCUAGGAUGCUGUUUAAAGCUUUGUUCUUUGUUUUGUGUGAAGGCAGUGGGGUUCCUUCUUUUGCUUUGCAGGUUUGAGAAUUGAGUGCAUAUCCAGGCUAACAUGGUUCCGCUUGCAUCUAUGGAAUUGUGGAUUUGAAAUUUAA
This is a messenger RNA of Nicotiana tabacum (common tobacco), 1448 nucleotides long. RefSeq lists its product as uncharacterized. The record is from RefSeq and is a predicted model, not a curated record. Gene Ontology annotation, cellular component: cytoplasm. Gene Ontology annotation, molecular function: deoxynucleoside kinase activity. NCBI's taxonomy places the organism in Eukaryota, Viridiplantae, Streptophyta, Magnoliopsida, Solanales, Solanaceae.